UGGUCUGAGGACGGGUUGCGGGACGGCUCGAGGCGUCUUCUUGCACAACAGUCAGUUUGACAGGUGGUGGGGGAAGGUCGGUGGUGUGUCUGACACGGAUAGAACAUGGAAGGCUAUUUAAGGAGGAUGAAGGAGGUGACGAGCAAGCCCCAGCGACUCGUCAAUGUGUCGUCUGGCCACGAGGUGUACGACACCCUCCACACCCGCGCCCAGGUGGAGGGUCAGUGCUCGCGCCACCAUUGCAAUGGGUCGGUGAUGCUCCCGAGGAGGAGCGGCACUGAGCCACGCUCCAAGGAAGAGGUACUCAAACUCGCCAAGGACUUCAUCGACGAGUACUACCAGUCCAUAAAGAGGAACCAGAGUGAGCAGCACAGGCAGCGGUGGGAGCAGGUGAGCAGGGAGGUGGAGGAGCGAGGUACCUACGACCUUACACAGACGGAGCUCGUCUACGGCGCCAAGCUGGGCUGGAGGAACGCUCCCAGGUGCAUAGGACGCAUCCAGUGGUCCAAACUGCAGGUGUUCGACGCCCGCUACGUCACCACUGCCAGCGGCAUGUUUGAGGCACUCUGCAACCACAUCAAGUAUGGCACCAACAAAGGCAACCUUAGGUCGGCCAUUACCAUCUUCCCUCAGAGGACCGACGGGAAACACGACUUCCGGGUGUGGAACCCUCAGCUGAUCAGCUACGCCGGGUACAAGCAAGAGGACGGCUCCGUCAUCGGCGACCCCCUCAACAUCGAACUCACAGAGGUGUGUCAGCGGCUGGGGUGGAAGGGCCAGGGCAAGAGGUGGGAGGUUCUACCCCUGGUUCUCUCUGCCGGCGGCCACGACCCCGAGUGGUUCGACAUCCCGCCAGACUUGGUGCUGACGGUGCCCAUCGUCCACCCAGAAGCUUUAGCAGUAAUCAGGAAAAGUCGAAAAUUACAGCUGUGCGGAGGUUGGUGCGUCUGUAAUCUUUCCUUACUAAGACUGCUCUUAGCAAAAUCUGCCUCACGCUUCAUAGGGUCGGUGCGGGUGGGUCGCCAGAUGGGCCUGGACACACGCAGCCCCACCAACCUGUGGAAGGACAAGGCCCUGGUGGAGGUCAACAUCGCCGUCCUCCACUCAUUCCAGAGGAUGAACGUGACCAUCAUGGAUCACCACUCGGCAGCGGAAUCCUUCAUGAAACACUUCGAAAACGAGCAGAAGUUGAGGGGCGGCUGCCCUUCAGACUGGGUGUGGAUCGUGCCGCCCCUGUCUGGCUCCAUCACCCCGGUGUUCCACCAGGAGAUGUGCCUCUACUACCUCAAACCCUCCUACGAGUACCAGAACCCGGCUUGGAAGGUCCAUGUCUGGAAGAAGAGCAAAGAUGUCAACAGAAACUCCGUUCGAAAAACGAAACGCAAGUUCCGUUUCAAAGAGAUAGCAAGAGCCGUCAAGUUCACCAGCAAAUUAUUCGGGAAAGCGUUAUCCAAGAGGAUCAAGGCCACUAUCCUCUAUGCGACGGAGACCGGCAAGUCUGAGAUGUACGCCAAGAAACUCGGGGAGAUCUUUGGUCACACCUUCAAUGCUCAGGUUUACUGCAUGGCAGACUACGAUUUAAUCAACAUUGAACACGAGGCGUUGGUUCUUGUGGUGACGUCCACAUUCGGCAAUGGCGAUCCCCCAGAGAAUGGCGAGGGGUUCUCCACGAAACUGUUCUUCAAGUACAAGUACAAGAAUAAAAAGGACUUCGCAAAGAACCUGUACGCCAUGAAGGUGAGCGGCACGGCGGCAGACAUCGAUGAUGUUACCAGCAGUGCAUCAUAUUGGCAGGACUACUCUGCACGCAAAAGCAUGCAUCGAAGUCUGUCGUUCAUGAGGAUGAACAGCCUGACGGAGGGAGCCGGAGCCACCACCACCACCACAACCACCACCACCCAGGAGAACGGUGUCGCUAACUCCAAUGUUCGUGGCUCUAUUACCUCUGAAAUCAUGUCUGAAGACAACUUUGGACCACUCAGCAACGUCAGAUUUGCAGUGUUUGCUCUUGGAUCCAGCGCCUACCCAAAUUUUUGUGCAUUUGGCAAAUAUGUAGACAACCUGCUGUCAGAGCUCGGAGGAGAGAGGUUGAUAGGACUCACCUGUGGAGACGAACUGGCCGGCCAGGAGCAAGCCUUCAACAAGUGGGCCGCUGAUGUAUUUAAUGUAAGUAUCCAAUCAUAAAAUAUUGAAAAUAUAAAACAUGAAAGUUGUAGCAGUUAUCUUAACCAAACGCAGCUGAAUAUAAUUAAUAUUGUUUGAUCAACAAUGGAUCUAUAUGACUUUGUUUACAUUGAAGGUCUUUCACGAUCUCAUGGCAAGAGAGUUCGAUCCUGUCAGGUGUUGGUCUCAAGAAACCUCCAUGGACAGAAUGCCAGCCGAUGGACGCAGCAAGUGAUCCUCAACACGGAGGGCAUCAAUGAGUUAGACUACAGUCCUGGGGACCACGUGGCCAUUCUCCCGGCCAACCGGCGAGAGCUGGUCGACGCUGUACUGGCCCGCCUUGACAACUGUCCUGACCCAGACCAACCUAUCCAGGUCUUGCUGCUCAAGGAGAUACACUCCAUUAAUGGCGUGACCCAGAACUGGGACCCCCACGAGCGUCUUCCAGUAGCCAGUGUGCGGGAGAUGCUCACCCGGUACUUGGAUAUCACUACACCACCAACACCAAAUUUCCUCAAGCUGCUGGCCGAGUAUGCUUACGACAAUGACCAGCGCACUCGUCUCGAUCACCUCGCGAAGGAUCCUCAGGAAUACGAGGACUGGAAGCACUUGAGAUAUCCACACCUUAAAGAGGUUCUCGAGGAAUUCCCCAGUGUGAUUCUGGAUGCAGGACUCCUGCUGACCCAGCUUCCUUCAAUUGGAGCCAGGUUCUACUCCAUCAGCUCCUCUCCAGAUGCUCAUCCAGAACAGAUUCAUGUUACGGUCGCUGUUGUCCAGUAUAAGACGGAGAAUGGAAGAGGUCCACUUCAUUAUGGCGUUUGUUCCAAUUUCUUAAAGGAGGUGAAUCCGGGUGACCACAUUGAACUUUUUGUUAGAAGUGCCACAAGUUUCCACAUGCCACAAGACCCGAGUGUUCCAGUCAUCCUGGUGGGGCCGGGCACUGGAGUGGCACCCUUCAGAGGCUUCUGGCACCACCGCCAUCACUUAGUGCGGCAAAAUAACGAAAAAGCCGGUCAGAUGACUUUGUUCUUCGGUUGUCGAACACGUGCUCUUGACCUGUAUGCUGAAGAGAAGGCUGCCAUGCGCCAAGCUGGAGUCCUCACUCACACCUACCUCGCACUCUCCCGGGAGCCCACCAUCCCAAAGACGUAUGUUCAAGACUUGUUGGUGGAAGUGGGUGCGGAAGUGUUUAAGCAAGUUGUGUUAGAGAAGGGGCACUUUUACGUGUGUGGGGACUGUACCAUGGCGGAAUGUGUGUACCAGAAGCUAAAGACCAUUGUCCAAGAGCACGGGAGAUUCACGGACCAGGAGGUAGAAAAUUUCAUGCUUCAGAUGAGGGAUGAGAAUCGGUAUCAUGAAGACAUUUUCGGCAUCACUCUUCGGACUGAGGAAAUCCACCGACAGAAGAGGGAGAGUGCGCGCGUUAAGAUGUCGUCCUUUGCUCAAGCUGGAGGGCCACUGACGCCCACCCUCUCCCAGGCUGCAGCGACUCCGCCGUUCAUGUCCCAGAGUGGGCCCGCCCUGCCCUCCGCUGCGCAAGGGGUACCUGCCUCGGCCCCCAACGAAUAGGGACACACUCGAGGGCAGAUUGGCUUUUCCAACACCUGUUUUGUCACCUCCUUAAAGCGGUUUUCAAGGUUUUUUGUUAACUCACUACCCAGUAGUAUUAAACCUACAUAAAUGCCUAAUUUACAGAUGGAAGUUUUAGUAACCAUAAUAGCAAAGCUUCCGUAAAGUUGAAUGUUCAAUCGUUGUUUGAACUAAAAGAUCAAAUUCCUGUAUAUGUAGUAGAUUCAUCGAAGUAGAAUUUUGAUUCUUAGCGCUGUAAGUGAAAAGCUGAUGAUGGCAACAAAAACUCCAUACCCAGUUGUUAAUAUUACUCUAGAAGGCAAGGUCGCUCUGUGAUAGACGACUACAUUGGAGGGAAGGUCGGUUUUGUCAGGAAGGUUAGUAAGAAUUUGAGUUAAGGUCGAAAUGGUUUUGUUAAAAAAUAAAUCCUACCUUACAAGCCUUUUCACUUUCUGGGAAACGGUAACCAGUUCUUCAGACAGAGGACUUCCAGUAGAUGUAGCAUACAAGGACUUUCCUAAAGCGUUUGAUAUAAAAUACUGGCAAGAAAAUUACAAGCACAUGGAAUAAAUCGUAGAAUCCUAGAAAGGACUAAACAAUGGUUAAUAUAAAGAAAAUAAAGGGGCGUCUUAAACGGAAAUGAAUCAAACUGGAGAAAUGAGUGGAGUACCACAUGGAUUCAUUUUGGGGCCAACCCCUUUUUUGUCAAAUAAAUCGGUGACAUUACAAACCACGUCAUAAAAUUUGAAAAUGAUUUAUGGCAAAGUAGGAAGUGAAAAUGAUACCGAGGGCUUACAAACAGAAAAUGGUCGGAUGACUGGCAAAUGCUUUAUAAUAUCGAAAAAUGCGGGACCUUGCAUGUGGGGCAUAACAAUGCAGAACAUUACCACCAAAUCAAUAACAUUAGCUUGUAGCAAAUUGAUGAAAAGGUCCUUAGUCAGAAUCCAAUAAUUGCUGAAAGCUUCACAAAAAGUGGGAGCUGCAGUAAAAAAAAAACUAGGAAUAAUAAUAGCUAAAUUUUUACUUCAAGGAAAAGAAGAUAGUUGUACAACUACAUAAAUCUCUGGUGAGCCUACACCUGGAUUAUAGUUUCCAAGCAUGGAGACCUCAUCUUCAGAAAGACAUGAAUGGUUUGAGGAAAUUCAACAUCCAGGUGACUAAAAUCAUUCCUGAACUAAGUCGACUUUCAUACCAGGAACGGAUCAGGGUCGCAGGGGUAACAAUACUGCCCACGAGAUAUGACUGGGCUGACCUCAUUGAAACUUAAAAUGAUGAACAAUUUGGAGAAUUUUAAUCCAGACCAGUUUUUCAAAGCGUUAAAUGUAACACAAACAAGGAGCAACAGUUUUAAGUUAACACGCCACAAGCAGGACGGAAAACAGGAGAUGGAUUUUCACCCAUAAUUGAUGAUUUUUCAUCCAAACCCAUGAAACCACAUACCUGCCGAAGCCGUAAAUGUCAAAACGCUGCUGAAUUUCCAAAUCCAGGUCGACAAAAUAAAGAUAAAUGGGAGGACCUUCGACAAGCCGCCGGCUUUCCGUCCUCGUCGAGGCCACUAGGGAGUGCCCCUCAGAUAAACACUAAUACAGUAUAUGAAAAUUCAACUUUUGAUUUUUUUUUAAUUCAAUUACAAUUCUUGUAGUCUUAUCACCCAGUGGCUGCUGGGUGGAUGGAAGACACGUGUGUUCAGGGUCCAACUUAACACUGACGGGUAAAACAGUAACUAAAUUGGACACGUGUUCAUAAAAGGAACAAUUACUUAAGCUCUUGGCGUUGUCUGAGAGCACUUAAUUUUGUUGCAUUAGUUUCUAAGAGGCCUUGCAAGGUAAGCCUUGCGGUGGUUCCAGGGGUUGAUGGUCCUCGCAGCCCAGUCCCUGACCAGGCUUCCUAACAAUUAUGCCAGACCUAGAUUAUGGUAUUGUGAAAUUAUAUAACUUUAAAGUAUUUAGAAGACUGGAGCAAAGACAAUUAUGCAAUAGUGAAGAGGCGAGUAAAAAAAAGUAGCAAAUUGUGACAAUGAAUAUAUGUCACUCGUGUAUGUUCACUCGUGUAUAUUCAGUCACGGUAUCGCACAUUACAUGUAUGUGGUUGAAGGGACUCAUUAACUAGAAUAGGCAACGCUUCACGUCUGCAGUAGAUUCCGUGAAUAUUGACUAAAGAGAAGUGUCCGUUUUAGCAAGAUGAAAGAGAAGGAAGUAGUGAAAAAUCGUCAAAAUCAUGAAAUACUGGCUGAACAAACUGGAGGAGUGUGGAGUCUUUGUUGCUCACGUAGCCAUUAUUGACUAAUAAUUUGAUCAGGCAGUUUAUACAUUUCAAAAUGUAUAAUUUAAGCCUAUUCAUAGGUGAUUUUCGAGUCCCUUUUAUGUCAGAUGCAAAUUCCUAUCAAUGGCGCUAAAGUUAAAUGUCGCGCAGCUUCAGUGAAGGAAAUGGAAGUUUUGCUAUUCAGUUUUUUAAGACAUCAACACUGACACAAUUACUUGUUAUUCAUUUUAAAUAAACUUUUGUAUUAAGAGAUUUAUCAAGACAGCUAGGUUCUAAAUUUGAGGAUCAUAACCUUGUGAAACCUGUUUACUCUCUGCCACUUUAAGCUUUACAGGAAGUCUGUGGAAAGGUUGGUCUGCACUCGACUGUUGCCCCCAGUCACUUUAACAGACGUACUGACUGUAGUAGUAUAGUCGGUGCUACAUUGUUGCUAGGUUAAGGUGUGAAGAUGCAACUGCAUAAUCUUUACAAUAUCGUUCCAGGGGGUCAUAAUUAUUAUCUACAGUUUAAAUUAAUGUAUUAGUUGUGCCUUAAAAAGAUUUAGUUGUUACAACUCAGGACGGGAUCCAAUGAAUAUUUCAUCUAAUUUUAUAAUCAAUUUUCUUACGCUUCUUUUGAAAUGACUAAACAGUUUAGUGUAUUUAAUGCUUCAUUUAAAUUGAAUCAAAUUGUUUGGAGAGCAUUAAUUUACUAUUUAGUACUAUAUAUAUGUAUACAAUUAAAAAAUAAUGUAACUCGUUCAUAAACAAAUUUUGGAUAUACAAAUUCAGCAUCGUGGAAA
Messenger RNA from Procambarus clarkii (red swamp crayfish), 6775 nucleotides. The record is from RefSeq and is a predicted model, not a curated record. NCBI's taxonomy places the organism in Eukaryota, Metazoa, Arthropoda, Malacostraca, Decapoda, Cambaridae.